ACCUGUUGUUUGAUCUUGUCGUCGACGUUCGGCAGAGAACUGAGACUGGCUUUCCCUCAUUUGAGGUCGAGAUCCGUUUGAAACACGAAAUUAGUUGAAAAAAGGACAUAAGAUGGCACAUAGUGUUCUCAGAGUUAAUCAGUUGGAUGCCCAUCAGUUGGAUGAUGAAGUUCAUCUCCUCCUCAGAGCUCAGUUAACAAAGGCAUUCCAGUUCUUCAGGCCCGGUGUUCUCUCAAAGUGUGACCCUGAAGUAAAUGCUGUUUUACGUCUAUUAAUAUGGCAUUUUUCAAUUAGUAAAUCAGGAGCCACCAUUGGUCAGCAAAUGCUCAACAUGCUCUACACAAACAGUCUCCCUCAAGGUCAAAGGUCAUAUACCCUGGAUCAGAAACACAAGGUACUCUAUGCGCUGCUCCUCGUUGGAUGCAGGUGGUUUCAGGAAAGGAGUUCGGAUCUCUCUCAGAUGACCAGGAGCAGCGAAAAGUUUGAUUUGGUAUGGAAGCUGAUCGAUCUGUUGGAGCGACUGCUGAAGAUAGCCUCUCUGAUCAACUUCCUAGUGUUCCUGCAGCAAGGUUUCUUUCCCAGCAUUCUUGAGAGGGUAUUAGGCAUCAUUCCAAGGUUUGCACAGCCACAGUCUGUUAGGCAGGUGACCUUUGAGUUCAUGACCCGAGAGCUGCUGUGGCACGGCUUUGCCGAAUUCCUCUUCUUCCUCCUCCCUCUCAUCAAUAUCCACCGCAUCCGGAACGUGAUCCGAAGAAGAGUCGCUGGCAUCCGGACCGGGCGCGGAACCUUGCAGCGGUCUUUAGCUGAGUGCAAGGAGUGUGUUGUCUGUGGAGAAUGGCCGACGUGCCCUCAGGAGAUAGGGUGUCAGCAUGUCUUCUGCUACUACUGUCUCAAGAGUAACUUUGGAGCUGACCCGUCCUAUACUUGCCCUUCCUGUGGUCAUGCAGUGGAAGAGGCGAGUAACAUCCGUCCAGUUAUGUGCUCCGUUAGAUAACAGUCAACCAAUCGUUUGAUUUCAACUCAGGAUCCAGCUAAGCUCAAAUUUUAUCCCAUGGUAUAUGCUUUUACAGAGAUUUUGCCAAAGUUAGUGAGAUACUCUUUUUAAAGGGGAAGUUCACCCUUAAGAAAACUUUGUUGUAAAAAUAGUAAUAAAUAUUGGUGAAGGUUUGAGGAA
Lytechinus variegatus (green sea urchin) is the source of this 1174-nucleotide messenger RNA. Its product is annotated as peroxisome biogenesis factor 2-like. Lineage: Eukaryota; Metazoa; Echinodermata; Echinoidea; Temnopleuroida; Toxopneustidae. Gene Ontology annotation, cellular component: peroxisomal membrane. Gene Ontology annotation, molecular function: zinc ion binding. The transcript has 7 exons. Bases 113 to 994 code for a protein of 293 amino acids. Gene Ontology annotation, biological process: protein import into peroxisome matrix. The record is from RefSeq and is a predicted model, not a curated record.